UCGUUUGCUUGGCUGUCCAGCUGUACAGUGAGAUGGAUUUGGGAGUUUAUCGUCCACCUUUGUCCACAGGCUACCGGUCGGUGCCGUUGAAGAACAGCUACAGUGAGGAUCUGGAGUUGGCUUCUCUGCUGCUCCACAUUGAAAUCAUCAACGCCAAGGAAGAAGACGACGAGAACUUGUAUUCCUCCAUCCAGCAACUCCGGGACCGGGCAAACGAGCUCUCCAACCAGGUGUCCAACCUGGAGCACAGCAACAGUUGCGACGUGCGUUACCAGCAACGGCUGGAUGAGCUGAGGUUGGCUCAGGAGCAACUCAUGGAGCUGACCGAAGCACGCAAUAGGAAGUUGAUGGAGAAGAAGAAGCGAGACCGUCAGUUGGCCAACAAGCGUAACUGAGCGGCACCUGGCUUUCCCGGUGAGAGAUCGUGGCAUCUCUUCCUCCAAACCUUCCAAGAGACAUCCUUCAGGCCCACCAAAUCCUGCCUGCUGCGGGGACCACGGCCGCAGGGACAAGGCAGGACUUCUCCGGGUGUAGAAAGCAGGAAUCCCGGCUUACCAUUUUUUUUUCGCCCUCCGGUGAAACAGGCCGGCUCAACCCUUCCUGCGUCGGAGGGCUGCCGUUCUCACCGUCAUUCUCUUCUUCGACGACGUUGCAUCGGGGCUCCGUCUUAAUCCAUGUUUCUCCUCCUCCCCACCCCCAAAAUUCCUGGUGGAUCGGGAAGACGAGGCUUCAAUAUUAUUAUUAUUA
Notechis scutatus (mainland tiger snake) is the source of this 747-nucleotide messenger RNA. The record is from RefSeq and is a predicted model, not a curated record. NCBI's taxonomy places the organism in Eukaryota, Metazoa, Chordata, Lepidosauria, Squamata, Elapidae.